Messenger RNA from Prorocentrum cordatum, 609 nucleotides. The record is from the annotation of a GenBank genome assembly. Lineage: Eukaryota; Dinophyceae; Prorocentrales; Prorocentraceae.
GCCGCCCCGGCCCCCCCCCCCCCUGCGCGCGGGGCCGCCGCCGCCGUCCGCGCCUGGGGGGGCUCUCCCGUGCAGCGGGGCCCGCCUUUGAGGGAAGAAACACGACGACCACGACCAGCAUGUUUUCAUCUCGGUCAUGGUCACAGUUUUUUUUCCCGCCACGCCCGGCUCGGAGAUGGAGGGGGAGGACCGCGACGGCUGCGUCCUCGAGGCGGACCUGGACGCCGGCGAGGCGGGCCCCGGCGGCCCGGCGCGGCGGCGGCCCUCCGAGGACGGCGAGCUGCGGAUCGAGCGGCAAAUACAGCUCGAGGCCGAGCAGGCACAGGAGACGGACGACUCCGUCUUCUCGCCGCUGCGUGCCUUGAGGGCCGCAGAUGAGCUCGGACAGGAGGCGGAGCGAGGCCUCGAGGCGGAGCUGGCGCGGGAGCUCGGCCUCGAGGGCGGCGCGCGGGCGCCGGGCACGGGCGCCCCAGACGAGGACCCGUACGAAAGGCAGCUGGAGGGAGAGCUGGAGGACCACCUCUGCAACCUGCGGGUCGAGGAGCGCCGGGCCGCCGCGGCCGCCCGCGGCGAGCCCCGCCCCGCCGCCGCAGCGCAGCCCGCCGCGGC